Messenger RNA from Leptomonas pyrrhocoris, 3237 nucleotides. RefSeq lists its product as hypothetical. The record is from RefSeq and is a predicted model, not a curated record. Lineage: Eukaryota; Euglenozoa; Kinetoplastea; Trypanosomatida; Trypanosomatidae. The transcript has a single exon. Gene Ontology annotation, molecular function: protein binding. The coding region runs from base 1 to 3237 and encodes 1078 amino acids.
AUGUCCAUCACCGCAGUCAGCAGCAGCAGUCGCGGCUCGGCCGGCUCUGAAGAGGUCGAGGUGUCGGGCCGUGGGCGCGGCAUUCGCACCAUCGACCUCCCCGCCGUCUUCACCACACCCAAAGAGUGCGAGAUGCUUUCGGCCAUCACGGCAUUUGAUCUCUCACGCAACGAGCUGGAGGAGCUGACGCAGCUGCAGCCCCUGCGCUCCCUUGUGCGACUCAACGCGAGUUACAACCACAUCUGGCGCUUCGAUGGUCUGCCGCUGCGACUGACGCAGCUGAACCUCGCGCACAACAAGCUGGAGCACCUGGACUACGUCGGGCAGCUUCUGCACCUCCGCGAGCUCGACGUCAGCUUCAAUCGGUUGACCAGCCUGGCCGGACUCACGCCACGGGUUCCGCUGGAGGUGUUGAAGGCAGAAGACAAUCGAAUAGAGCGGACGCUUGGGUUGGAGGGGGUGCAGACGCUGCGGCUGCUCUCUCUGAGCAAUAACUACAUCGAGGACGCGGACGAACUUUUAUUUCUGCCGACCACACCGUCGUUGCAGCUGCUGAGUCUGACCGGCAAUCCGGUAACGCGCGUGCGGCGCUAUCGCACGACGGUUGCACAGCUUCAAUCAGCCGUCGUGUCGCUGGAUGGCGCGCCUCUUGUGCGAGAGGACGACGAGGACGAGGGGAAGUACGGAGCCGGCCGGCGAGGAGAUCGCUCUCUGCUCGAGACGGGGAGCAACGCACGCCCGCACGAGACGCAGCAGCGGCGGCAACAGCAAGGCCAGUCGGUACACCAAGAUGCGGAGAGCUCCUCGUUUGAUCGAUGGAAGGAAUCGUCGGCUCAUCAACGCCCGUGGGGUGCUUCCAUCGGGCACCGGGCCGCCACAAGCACCUGCACGUCAGAGAACGCGCGUCUCGACGAGUCGGGUUUGACGCCGCGUGUGGAGCCGCCGCGACCCGUCGCACGCGUCAACGCACCAGCAGCGGCCGCCACCACGACCACCGCAGCGAGCGCAUCUUUCAAAUCUCCAGCGAAGCUACUUGCCGCCGCCGCCGCGGUGCGGCGUGACGCGGCCCGUGGUCCUAAGCGGACACCACAGACAUCGACAUCCGCAAAACAACGAGUCGGCGCCUCGCCAUUCACACCCACGGGGAGGAGCAAUCCAAUGACACAGCAAAACCAGGAACAGCGGCAAGAUGGAGAAGAGAGAUCAGCUUCUCGACGGGCGGCGGCCACAGCUGUGGCCGCCGCUCCCGUAUCACCGCCUGCCGCACGGGCACGUCAAGACCAGCCGGAGCUUUCCCCGCCCUCUGCGGAGUGUGUGGGCAGACUCCAAGAACCGCAGAUGGCUGACCGGGAUGCCGACGACCUCAGCGCAGAGGUCGAGGCGAAUUCGACUACGCCUGCCAAUGCCGGCUCGGAGCAACGCGCCACACACACAGUCAGCAGCGGCGGCGGUUACGCGUCGCUUUACGCCACACCGGCUGCGCAGCAUAGCGCCAACACGCACAGCCUCAGCAACAGCAACGGUGGUGGCAGCCGCCUUGGCCGCUUCCCUGUGCCGUCCCCGGCGUCUCUUCAGCGCUCCGCCGUCUCGCAGGAGCUUGACUCCACCACCGCCCAACUGCACGACAGCCUCGUCGCAAAGGAGCAGCUGCACAAGGAGUGCCAGGCCCUCCGCCACAAAGUAAAACACAUGGAGGGGCAGCUGGGUGACGCACGCAGAGUCAUCUCCCAGCAGCUGGCGGAGCUCUCGCAGCUGCGGCUGGAGCGCGACGCACUGCGACAGAGCGAAGCGGAUGUGUUGGAGCGGCUGGAGAAGGAGAAGCGUGCGGCAAGGGCGCGGGCGGGGCACCAGGCGGAGGAGGUUCAAACACUGCAGACGCAGUACGAGCGGAUGAAGACGUUCUACGAGGCGCAGUUGGCGGACACCCGCCGCGAGCUAUCAGGUGAGCGUGCCCGCCUGCUACGCCGCGCCAAGAGCGCCAGCAGUGACAAGGAUGAUGCACCGCAGGACGGGAAAGCGAACGAAAGGGAGAGGAAAGACGAAGCUGCUCCGAUGGGGGUGGAGCGGCGAUGGAAAGCUGGCAGCGCAGCCCGUCCUGCGCGUGCGUCUCCCCAGUCAAAAGCCGCGGCGCCGUCGUCUCAGGGAGCGUCCGCACCACCGGUGCGACCACGCGCAUCAGACGCCAUUGUGCAUCGCGAGGACGAUGUCGUCGCAGCCGCCGCGGUGGAAAACGAUGGCGCUUCUAUCCCGUACUGGCCGCCUUCUGCACCGGCUGACGACGUCGCCCGUCAGCUCACCUCCUGGCUGUACAGCAGCCUCACCGCAGCGAACAACACAAGUACCGACAGCAAUGCAGAAGUGGAUCAGCAGCAGCAUGCGGCUGCUGAGCGGAGCGUGCAGUACUGGAAGAAAACGCUGGCGUCACAACAUCCGCCGCCCUCCUCCUUGCAACAGUCAGCGGAAGAAGGUGGAGGCACAUCCGAUGCCGCCGCUGCUGCGGUGGUGGCGCGAAAGCUCCUUGAGAACUUCGUCGCGAGUCACCUCAGCCGCUCUGCGGUCCCUGCGGAGGCAGAUCCGCUGAUGCGUCCGGAAACCAACGAAACGACGAGCAGCACCGGGGCGCCGGUGUCUGUGCCGGUGCCAGCGGAGUCCGUCCAGUCUCCUCCGGCAUUGCCCUCCUCUUCGCGCUCUGCACCUCCAGGAGCCACCGCCGCCGCAGCCGCCGCCGCAGCAGCAGCAGCAGCGGUGUCCGCGCGUGAGGCGGCGGCGUUGAAAACGUGCAGCCUACAGGACAGCGAUGCAGCCGUUGCCGUGCCGCACGCAGCUGCGCCCGAUGUGACGUCCGCAGCGUCAGCGGGUUCUGUUCCUUCACUUCCCACGCCGGUCGGUCCCGCGCCGCAUCAACAACAACAGCUGCUGCCUCCCCCCUCCCCACCGCCGCCGCCGCCGGCGCCCGCAACACAACUUACAUCCGCCGUGGCAAUCGAUGAAGGUGCGACGGAGCGGCUGGCGGGGGUGGAGGAGGGCGAAGGUGAUGGCGAGACCGCGAGCAAUGAAGGGAAAGGCGGCACAGAGGAAGACGAUGCGGGAGACACGGUAAUGCUGUCUGCACCACCUGAGCUAGCCCACGCAGCAACGAGCACGACGUCAACAGCCGCCGCUACGCGAGAUCAGCGUGUGCAUGCGGCGAAGGAGCUGCUGAGAGAUAUGGAAUUUAUGUUUGAAGACGCGUCAUAA